This is a messenger RNA of Laetiporus sulphureus 93-53, 3534 nucleotides long. Its product is annotated as ARM repeat-containing protein. Lineage: Eukaryota; Fungi; Basidiomycota; Agaricomycetes; Polyporales; Laetiporaceae. Bases 119 to 3256 code for a protein of 1045 amino acids. Gene Ontology annotation, molecular function: small GTPase binding. Gene Ontology annotation, biological process: protein import into nucleus. Gene Ontology annotation, cellular component: cytosol; nuclear envelope. The transcript has 20 exons. The record is from RefSeq and is a predicted model, not a curated record.
CUUUGUUGAUCAACCACUACCGCCUCGGUAGCCUGCAACUUUCUGCAUUCGCUUGUAUUACUACCUGGAUACCCUCCGUCGACUGGCCUCUCUUCUGUAACAUUGCUCGAUUGACUGGAUGGACCUUCAGUCGCUCUCGAAGCUCUUCGCGAGCUCCUACAACCCGGACCCAAAUGUCCAAAAAGCAGGCGAGCUUCAUAUCCGCAAGAUAAGUGGCCAGGAGGGCAUGCUUGCCGCCGUCUUGCAGAUCAUCGGGAAUGAUAAUAUCGAACUCGCUACCCGUCAAGCCGCUGCUGUAUAUCUCAAAAACCGUGUUCACACUUCAUAUUACAUCGACCCCGCUCAGCAACGGCCAGAACAGAUUCCACUCCAUGACUCCGAUCGCACUGCGCUCAAAGCAUCCCUUUUGCCGCUCUUGGCGGUCUCUCCGUCAAAAUUGAUCACAGUACAGCUCGCAAAUGCAUUGAAAACCAUCGUCAUGCGCGACUUUCCUGAUCAGUGGCCGGCUUUGCUGGAUGACGUGAAGCGACUGCUCACGAGUCAUAGUGUACGGGAGGUCUGCGCGGGAUGUGUUGUUGCACUAGAGAUGGUCAAGGCGUUCCGCUUCCGCCAAAUGAGCGAUGUGCUCCCGCAACUUGUCACAGAGUUGUUCCCAACACUGGUCAAUAUCGCACAACAGCUGCUCACGACGCCUCCUGCAAAUGCAUCUGCGGAAAUUCCUUUCAUGCUCCACCUGAUCCUCAAGACAUACAAGACGAGCAUCGUGCUUCAUUUGAGCGCGCAUCAGCAGAGCGCGGAGAGCUUGGUUCCGUGGGGUAGGCUGCUCUUCCAGGUAGUGAAUCUGCAGAUUCCGAAGGAAGCUGCGCCGGAGGAUGAGGAAGAGCGGGAACGCAGCGAGUGGUGGAAAGCGAAGAAAUGGGCAUAUGGCAUUCUUGGUCGCUUGUUCCACCGAUUCGGUAAUCCUUCGCAACUACCAAGUUCGAUGAAGGAGGAGUACGGCCGGUUUGCCCAACAUUUCGUGACGACGUUCGCUCCGGAGAUCUUUAAGAUCUAUCUUCACCAAGUGGAGCUGUACGUGUCCGGACAGGCUUGGUUGUCGAAGAAGUGCCAGUACCAGAUCUUCUCAUUCUUCACCGAGUGCGUAAAGCCAAAGUCAACAUGGGCUAUGCUCAAGCCACACUUCCAAACUCUCGUGUCAUCCUACGUAUUCCCCCAGUUGUCCUUCAAUCCUGCCAAGCAAGAACAGUGGGAUUCAGAUCCAGUCGACUUCGUUCGCACAUCAGUGGACGAAUAUGAGAACUUCGAUAGCCCUGUGUCCGCCGCGACAUCUUUCCUUUUCGCGCUUUCCAGCAACCGGACAAAAACGACCUUCAUGCCCAUCCUUGGCUUCAUUACGCGAGUUCUUCAGUCGAAACCCGCAGCUCCGCAGCGUUUCGGUGCUCUCAACAUGACGGCUGCACUUGGACCGUUCAUGAUGCGCCACCCAGAAGUGAAAACCAAUAUUGAGCAGUUCUUGGUCCAGUUCGUCCAACCGGAGUUUGCCAGUCCGGAGCCAUAUAUGCGAGCCAUUGCAUGCGAAGUUGUGGGAACAAUGGAGAAGACAGGAAUGAGGUGGUCGAACGACCAGAUUCUCAGUCAGCACUUCACUGCUAUCGCAUCAUGUCUGGAUGACCCCGAGCUUCCCGUUCGAGUUCAAGCCUGUCUGGCUCUCACUGAGAUGGUAGUCUGCCAUGAAUCAGUGAGGGCCGCUGUCGCACCACAGGUGGGAAAGGUGAUUCAAACUCUAUUGAAGCUAUCAGAAGAGACGGACCUCGACAUCCUGAACUCUUGCAUGGAAACCAUGGUGGAACAGUUCCAUAACGAGCUGCUGCCUGUCGCAGCAGACCUCACUGCGCGUCUCUGCGAGACCUAUGUUCGGCUGGCUCGAGAAAGCAUGGCUGCUGAUGAAGCCGGCAAUGGAGACGUGGACCUUGACACGAUCGUGGAGAGCGACGAAGGAGAAGACAAGACAUUCGCCGCUAUGGGGAUCGCCAAGACUAUUGGCACCAUUGUCAGCUCGGUCGAUUCAUCGCCCGAAAUCCUAGCGCAAAUACAGGAGAUUAUCAUUCCUAUAGUCGUCCUAACUCUGGAGAACAAGCUACUCGAUUUGUUUGACAACAUGUACGACUUGGUCGACAGUCUGACCUUCAAGCUCCGCAAUGUCUCGCCCAAUAUGUGGCCAGUUUUUGAGCUGACGUACAAGAUGUUCAAGUCUGAUGCUAUUGACUUCUUGGAUGAGAUGUUGCCAAGCCUGGAUAACUUCCUCUCUUAUGGCAUUGACGUCUUCAACAAGCGUCCUGAUUACAGGCAGAUGAUCCUCGACAUUUACACCACUUCGAUCAACAGCGAUCAUCUGGGAGAGAACGAUGCUGUGAAUGGUUGCAAACUGGCCGAGUCGAUGAUGCUGAACCUACGUGGGCACGUCGAUGACGCACUGCAAACCAUUGUUGCGACCUCGCUCAGCAUCGUGGACGCAGCGGAGUCAUCUGCACUGCGGCUGGCCAACCUCGAGGUUUUGAUCAACGCUGCGUUGUAUAACCCUGGAGCAGCGCUACAUUUCAUGGAAGCUUAUCGACCUGGUUCGGCGCGAGUGUUUUUCGACAAGUGGUUUGACGCCAUCAAGAUUUAUCAUCGGUUGCCGCGUGUACACGACAAGAAACUGAGCAUUAUGGCUCUGUGUGCACUCCUCGAGAUGGACCCUGCCCAGAUCCCCGAUUCUGUGAAGGAAGGUUGGCCGAUGAUUGUGGCGGGUGCUCUCCGCAUAUUUAAGGACUUGCCCAAAGCGAUCCAAGCACGGAAGGAACUGGAAGAAGCAUUUCAGGCUGAUGAUGAUGACGACGUUGAGAGUGAAGACGGCCGGCUCUUCAAUCUGAAUGAAGACGAUGAGGACGUAUGGGACGAGGAUUCUGCCUACAUGGAGAUGCUGGCAAAUGAGGGCGCCCGCUUACGGGAGAAAUCCGCAAGGCAAACCGCGGGAGAUGAUGCGUCAGAAACGACAGAAGAGUCUGAAAUUGACGAAGAACUUGGAUAUCUGAGCCCGCUCGACCACGUUGAUCCAUAUAUCUCAUUUAAGCAAGCGUUGACUACUUUCCAGAUGAAGAACCCUCAGUUCUACCAGCUGGCCACUACCUCGCUCGAUACGGAACAACAGACAUUGCUCAUGGAAGUGAUGCGUAUCGCGGAGGAGAGAAGUGUAGAAGCCCAAGCUACGCAGUGACGACAAUCCUCGUGGAAAGUAUAGCUUGCCAUCGUGAUGUGAUAUGUCCCAGACUGUUUAUGCUCGUCCUCCAUCAGACCAUACACUAUCCUAAAAUACUUUCUAGAUUUGUUGGACGCUAAUGUGGCUGUUACAUUGAUGUGUGGAUGCCUUGUCAGUCUCUUUUAUGGCAAUGAUACACAUUCUACUACGAUGAAACACCACUCGCGAUCUCAUGUUGCUGGCAUAGACCUGUCAAAGAGAUAGAGACAACGCAUGAGCAUCGGAUGGGUCAAUGG